This is a messenger RNA of Meloidogyne enterolobii, 1923 nucleotides long. Lineage: Eukaryota; Metazoa; Nematoda; Chromadorea; Rhabditida; Meloidogynidae. The record is from the annotation of a GenBank genome assembly.
AUGGACCAUCAAUACAGGCAGAGACCUCCUUCAGCCCGUCCAAGUACAGCAGCACAACGACGGCCAAAAACGGCUGGAAGAAAUUCUGAAAGACCUCCCUCUUCGGCUUCUUCUUUUGGUCCAGUUCCCCCUUCAAGACAAAUGGCUAUAGCCCCAUCAACAACUGUUGCACGUCCACAAAGCAGAAUUGGAAUGGUUGCAAAUGCUAUUGUCUCAGCUGCUCCUCCAAGAGGUUAUAGUAGAGCAGGCUCAAGAGUUGGAACUGCAGCAGGUGUUGGUGUACCUGGAACUGCUCUUGGUAAUCGUCCAUUAAAUCGUUCUACUACAGCUAUGGGUCCACGUCCAGGAACAAUGUCUCGUCAAAUGAUUGCCCAUCAAUUACCUCUUGGAACUGCUGCUGCCCAGCAACGUCCGAUAACUCAACAAGGAGUUAGUGGGGCUAGAGCUGCUGCUAUAGCUUCUAGAAUGGGAAGUAGAAUGGGAAGUUUAGCUGAGGAACAAGCACAGGAAUUAAAACAAUUACAAGGACUUUUGGCUGAUUAUAAUUUGGUGAUUGACCGUCAAAAUACUCAUUCAGAUACAAAUUUGCGUUCUUUAGAAGCAGAGGCUGACCAAACCGCUUUAGCUAACCAAAAAUUAAUGGCUGAAGUUGAAGAACUUUUUCGUGAACGUCGAUUACGUGAAGAACAACUUCAAGAAUUAGAACAGCGAACAGAGAGAUUAAGGACAGAAAAUAAUGAAAGGAUGAGAGUGCUUGUAAAUAAUUUGGAAUUAAACGAACUAAAUAAAAUUUUUAAGGAGAUUGAAGUAAAAGAAGAAUUUAAUCAAGUAAAUACAGAAGUAGAAAGUUUACGUAAUGAAAUGGAAAGAAAAAAGGCCGAGUUGGUAGAAUUAACAAAAACUAAAGAAGAAAUGGAUAUGGCAUUGGCUAAUUCGCCUCUUAAACGUCAAACAAUGUUGAUGGAGGAACAAUUACAAGAAAUGAAAGAAAAACGUGCCCAAAUAGUUGCCGAACUUCAAUCAGAACAAACACCAGAAGAACAAAGAGAUAAUUUUAUUCAAAAAAUACAAAAAGAUAAUAAAGAAAUUGGGCAUAUGCAAGAACAAUUACAAGAAAUUAAUGAAAGAAUGGCACAAGCACAAGAAGAACUUCAAGAAUUCCAAAAUGAAUUUGAAUUAUUGGCAGGUGAUAAAAGUGAAAAAUUUAGAGAGUUGAAAACUAGAGGAACACAAAUGGAUAAUUUUUUGGACAAUUUUGACGAAUCUAAGAGACAAAUUGAGGGAAGGAUAUCCGCUCUUGCAAAGCAAAUUGUUCGACAAUUACAAUUAAUUUCGUUAAAUUGCCGUCAUGGAGAAAUAGUUACGAAUGUUACAGGCUUGGAUGAAUCUUUGUUAGCAUUGGGUAGUUCUGCUGUUAGUGCUGAUGAAUUACAAGAUUUGCAUGUCCGUCUCCAAGAAGAGUUAAUAACUCUUAAACAGAACGAAGCACUUUUAUGUUCAGAAUUAUCCUCUAUGAAGACAAAACAGACAGAAAUAAAUGAAAAUAUUGAUAAAAUGUCUAAUAUAGAAGAAAAGAAAAAAGAAUUUAGAUCUAAAUCGAGAGAACUUCAAGCAAAAAGGGAUUCUCUAAAAGAAGAAUUGAGUCGAUUGGAGGCAGAAAAUGAGAGACUUGAAGCACAAAUUAAAGCAGAAGAGAGUAGAUUUGGGGGUGGAGGAUAUGAAAUGAAUAGAUUGCGCGAAUUAAAAAGUCGUGUGGAUCAAAUAGAAAAAGAAAGGAAAUUGCUUGAUGAAAAAUUAACUGAAUUACGUACUAAACUAGAUUAUGGACCAUCAAAACAACGGGCAUUGGAACUGCGAGCAGAAUAUAACGAAUUAUUAAUUAAUGCUGUGCUUGGCCGUAAAAGUGUUGGUGUAACACGCUAA